This is a messenger RNA of Lingula anatina, 3508 nucleotides long. RefSeq names its product transmembrane protein 198. Gene Ontology annotation, cellular component: plasma membrane. The record is from RefSeq and is a predicted model, not a curated record. Lineage: Eukaryota; Metazoa; Brachiopoda; Lingulata; Lingulida; Lingulidae.
GGAUAAAUCACAAAAGAGCUUAGAAGGAAUCUUGGAUGCAUUUGUUAUUUUAAAUGUCAUGAAAGAAGAUGGCUGGCUAGAUGAAAUGAAGGAAGGAGAGCGAAAGAGAGAGAGAGAAGGGUGUGAACACGCCCCAGGAGAUCCUCGGUAUCAGUGAUGUCUGUAUCAAUCUAACCCUAGGCUUAUCUUGGUCAGGUGUGGGGUGGCUCCCCGCUGUGGCAAGGAAUGUAGUUGUCUAGCAGUGUGGUGCCAGCGUGAGUAGACUUACAGAACUGGAGGUGACAAGAAGGAUAUUUAAGAGGAGGAUUAGCAUUGCAGAGUAUUUACCUGGAGUUGACAAAGAACACUUCAGAAGGUUUUAUCACUGAGAUCCUGAUUGGAAUGUUGACCUUCACCUGAAAUGACCUUCACCUGAGGUGACCCAGAUUUUGGCAGGAAACUGGAAAUCCUCAGAUUACAGCUGGAGGCGGCUACUUACACCUGAUGCUUAGGGAAAUUCCACUUUACCUGUUCAGGGAAGCUGCAAAGAAAGAACAAAAUAUGAAAAAUUAAAUCUCCAGAACGAGAAGACUAUCUGAGUUAUACAACUAAACUCAUUUGCAGUUAAGAUGCAAAACUGACUCAGAAGAAGAAAACAAAAUCCACAUUUCUUAAUUUUAAGCAAUGAAAAUGUAUUAGUUCUUAGAAAGGAGGAGGAACUAAAUUGUAAUUACUUGAUAUCCAACGCAUAUCCAGGAUGAGAAAUUAAUGCACCACCAGAUUUAAGGACUAAUAUUAACAGUGCAGCAUUUGUCUGUUGAAAAUAUAUUAUCAAAGAUGGCUUCCAUGAUCAGCACGCCUUCGGGUCCCAAUACCAGCGACCUACCAUAUUUGUCGCAGUUGACCUCCCAGAUGACCCCAGCACUGACAACGGUCAGUGAGGACCCUCCCUUGGUCGUCAAUAGAUGUGAUAUUGUCUACAAGUACGACGUAGCUCCAGCCACGAUAUGUGCUGUAUGUUUUGUGUUUGGGGUCCUGUAUGCAUUUCUAGGUUACCGUUUCUUCAAGGCCAUCAUGUUCAUGACAGGGUUCAUAUUCGGCAGUGUAUUAACGUAUGUUCUCCUGGAUGAGCACAGUCAGUUACCUACCGAGGCAAACGCUGGGAUUGCCGUGGGUGUAGGGGUACUUCUUGGACUCAUUACUAUGCUAGUACAAUACGUAGGACUCUUUGCGACAGGAUUUACCUUCGGAUUAUUCCUCGCAACAAUAUUUCUAGUCAUUUUAGAACUUUUCUACCAUCCGUCCACGAAAUGGAUUAGUAUUGGAGUUUUAUUCAUUCUUGGAGUGGUGUUUGCUCUGUUAGCGCUAAAAUUCCAAAAAUCCAUGACAGUUUUAGGGACUUCGUUAUUCGGAGGUGCUCUGAUGUUUAUCUGCUUGGAUUAUUAUGCUGAACUGUUCAUCAUGUCAAUGCAUAUAUUAAAUGUCCUGAAGGUGGAGCCAGAAGCUCAAGACAGGCUCUGCUGGUUCAGCUGGGUUAUUGCAGGCGUAUGGCUGCUGAUAUUUGUGUUGGGUGUGGUGAUACAGUGGAAGCUGACAUCAAAGGGCUGUGAUCACAGGGAUGUGAAAAUAAGAUCAAAGAAACAUAGGAAAGUAAACCUCCAAAAGAUUCGUUCCCGGGAGAAAGAAUAUCGCUCUGAGGAAGAUCCCAACACCAGGUACCGCCACUUGUACCAGAUACGACGCAGCAAUGGGGAUGUCAUAUCUCGGAGCAUUAUAGAUCACAUCCACCCAAAAAUGUCUCCCACAACACACAAACUGACCAGUGAUGAUGACCAUCCGCCAUAUGGAGUGACCAACCUUGAACUGACCAAUAAGUCGGAACAAGAUCGGCCUUUCGGGAUGACCCCUGACAUUGAGAGUGCCAAUACCACACUGACACAGGUGGCUCCUGAAGGUCAAAGUUGAAAGGUCACAAUGAUGUCAGGUUGAAGGUUGACCAAUCAGUAAACUUCACUGUGUCAAUAAUAGGGUCAAAGAUGGAAGUUCAUGAUAGAUGUCAUGUGUUUUUGAAGUGACCAAUCAGGGAUGAGUCAAAGAUUGCUGUGUUCACACUGAGCUGUAUUGGGGGAAUAUUGCCCUCAGGGAGGAAGUAUUUCCCUGCAAUCCAUGUACCCCAGACCCAACUGACCUUGAAUUGCACAGUUGAUGGUAAACACGUAUGGGGUAAUGUCCAUUUCUUCUAAAGGAGGCAAUUCCUUCUUGAUUAUGUUCUCAUGCAGACAUCAGUUUGAAAGUCAAGCAGAGGAAUCUUGGAAUGAUUCAGAUGAAAAUGAGGCAAGAGCCAAAAAGCAUACAUCAAAGAGAGACCAGUCAAAACCACAUGUACUUCUUGUGUGGUUUUCAUUUGAUAUAAUGUGAACACAACUGGUUAUAUGAAGCAAAAACUGAACUAGAAUGAAAAUGAACGGCAAUAAAAGUUGACUUCAAGGAAUACCCAGUCACAGACAUGUUCAUUUUCUAAAAUAAACAAGUGAAACUUGUCACAGAAGAAAAUGGGUCAUUUGAUGUCAAACAACAAUGAAAUAUGAGAAACUGCGGGCAUUCAAAAUGUCCAGUCAAAGGCAAAUACUAACAGAACUGGGAGAUGAUAUCUUGUCACAGGGAGAGCUAAUCUAGUCAGAGACUGUGUUCCAGUGAAAUUCCUCCCACAGUGCAGAGAGCUUUUCAUAUAAACGCUCAAUUGAAAUGGCUCUUGAUUCCUAUUACUGUGUGAUGAAAAGGGGCAAAAGAACAUGGAGAAAUGGAGAGGUAUUUCCCAAUUAACUGACUUAUUGAUUUGCUGCUAGCCAUGCCUUUCUGCAAGUGAAUUCAUACAAACACACAAACCCUUAAUAUGGUGGUCUUAGAAUAAAAAAGGGCAAGAAAUAUAUAACGUAUUGGACUUCUCAUCACAUAUUGUAUGUAGUGUGUUCAUAAAACCACUUUGAGAUGUUUUUAGUCAUAUUUUCAUUGAUUUGAUAACUAUUUUAUACCUUUGGUUUUAAAUUAGCUUAAGUAUAGCUGCUUGCAAUGAAUGAAACCAGGAUAAUAUGAAUAGAAAACGUGUCAGUCUUUGGAAUUAGAUUGUGCUGGAUGAAAAGUGGUUUGAAAGAAAAUUACAAGUCUUUGUUGACUUAUUGACUUGGUAUUUACUGUGAUUCAAGAAGAUAAAGGGAUUCCAUCCAUAUAUUGACUAAGUAGAAAUAAGUAGAUGUCACAAGUAUUUAGGUGGUGAGAAACUGCGGUGAUAAAUGAAUAUGAGCUCAGUAUUUGAAAGGAGAGCGAGAGAAUGAAUAAGAUUGAGUCUUGUGAAAGUAUUUGUAGAUUUUUUUUUUUUUUUCAUUGGCACUUUUUGCAGGUUGAAUAAUGGAGUUGAAACUGAAAAUUGUAUCAUUCUGGGACAUUGACUUCAUUGUAUAAAACCUCUGAACACAUGAAAUGUUGGCAAAAAUAACUUGCUGUCAAAUGGAAGUAGUUUGUUGGUGACACA